Messenger RNA from Owenia fusiformis, 495 nucleotides. NCBI's taxonomy places the organism in Eukaryota, Metazoa, Annelida, Polychaeta, Sabellida, Oweniidae. The record is from the annotation of a GenBank genome assembly.
CAAUGCAUUUAUCUUAUCUUUGACAUAUUCAAUUCUACAGGAAUUUGUUUGUCUAGCUGUAAGUCCAAUGGAAUAUCAUAGAUUGUUCAUUUUGAAUCAUGAGAAUUCCAUUGUGUCAAUGGAUUCUACAGUGGGGGAUCCUAUUAUGACCUAUAAUGUUUAUUUCGGUGUUUAUUUAGAGUCCAUCAAUGCAGAGGCCCAUAUAUUGGAAGAUGGUUCCUCUGGAUUAACCCAUGAUGAAGGAAUUCCUGAUCCAGAGACACGAGCACCAUCAACAAUGUACAUGUCCCACUCCCUCCUGCAAAUAAAACAUAUAUACCUCGUAUAUGCUGAAAAGAACAGCACAUUAUAACAUAUACUGUUGGUGAACGAAACGUACAGGGCGUGUAUCACUUGGUUCCUCAAAGUUUCUCACCAAACAUGAUCACAUUUUUUCUGGAAAAGUUAUAUAUUCUAUCAAUAUGAACAAGGCGUUGACAUGCGAAAUGUCACCAC